AGCUGGUACGUAGUGAAAAGUUAGGUUAGGUUGUGCCUCGUUUACACUAUCUGGUACGUCUUGACACGCGCGUUUAAUCUGCAGAAGAAAUUCUUUACGAUUUCGACUUUUCCCUGAAGGAUUAUCAGUGUUUUACAUUGCAACUACUUCUCGAGAGACAUUAUCGUUAGUUUUUCAUAUUCGAACUCUUAAUCAUUAUAAACAUGGACUCGAAGAGGAUAACUCUGUCGAAGAGUAUAUUGGAAAUGAAGUUCAUGAAACGGACAAAAGACAAAGUGGAGAAAGAACAAUUUCAGGAAGAAGGAGAGGAGUACUUUGGUAACCAGCUUACGUCACGCAUGAAGAAAGCAUCUGGAAAGUUUCUUAUGGAACCGAGCUACGUCUUCUGCGAGAAGCUUGUUGAUGGUAGAAUAAGUUUUCAAGGGAUGAAUCCGGCUAUAGAGAAGUUAAUGGAAGCGAGGAAGAAUGCCAAGCAAGCCAAAGUAGAGGUGAAGCAGGAUGCUGACAUAUCUGAUGAACAGAUGGCUGUUCAAUGGAAGAAAAUGCGAGCGAAAUUUGAUACUGUGAAUAGGCGUAGAAAGCCGCAGCAUAGGACGACAAAUAACGAAGACGAACCAUUCGACAAGAAACCGAAAUUCUUGAAACCAGCAGACUGGAAUCUACAUUGUAAAUAAUCAUAUCAUAAUUAUACAUUUUACUCUAGACAUAUUAAACAAAUGUGUUGUAUAGUUUGUUUAUUCAACGCUGAUAUGCAUUUAGCACUUGAUAAACGUUACUUUAACCAUUGAAUAAAAGUUAUAUAUUUAUA
Vollenhovia emeryi is the source of this 808-nucleotide messenger RNA. It is a transcript of the gene Mpp6, whose product is annotated as M-phase phosphoprotein 6. The record is from RefSeq and is a predicted model, not a curated record. The transcript is spliced from 3 exons. Gene Ontology annotation, biological process: maturation of 5.8S rRNA. Bases 204 to 674 code for a protein of 156 amino acids. Lineage: Eukaryota; Metazoa; Arthropoda; Insecta; Hymenoptera; Formicidae.